Molecule: messenger RNA, 1104 nt
Organism: Adineta ricciae
Lineage: Eukaryota; Metazoa; Rotifera; Eurotatoria; Adinetida; Adinetidae
Source: the annotation of a GenBank genome assembly
AUGCCGCUUGAAAGUACAAUUAUCUGUGUUGACAAUAGUGAUUUUAUGCGCGAUGGCGAUUUCAUCCCGACGAGAAUGCAAGCUCAGCAAGAUGCCGUUUCACUGAUAUUCCAUGCAAAAACAAGAUCAAAUCCGGAGAAUAAUGUCGGAUUACUUACACUAUCUGACGGACGAGUUGUCACACAAUUGACGAGUGAUGUUGGAAAAGUGUUUUCGAAAUUACAUUUAUUACCAAUCGAAGGAAAACUUGACUUUUGUAAAGGAAUUAAAGUAGCAAAUUUAGCAUUAAAACACCGUCAGGGUAAAAAUCACCGACCCCGUAUUGUGGCAUUUGUUGGUAGUCCACUCGAUGUUGACGCAAAUGAAUUUACUAAAUUAGCCAAACGAUUGAGAAAAGAAAAAGUUUCAAUCGAUAUCGUGAUCUUCGGCGAAGAGUCUUCUCGAGAAAAGUUCGAAGAAUUUAUCACAGUCAUAAAUGGCAAAGAGAACACAAAUUCGCAUCUGAUAUGCGUACCGUCCGGAGCGAAUUUACCAGAUACGUUGAUUAAUACACCAAUUAUUCAGAGUGAAGAUGGAUCAGGACUACCGAACGGAUAUUCUGCAAGCGCUUUCGCCUUCGGAAUUAAUCCCGAAGAUGAUCCUGAACUAGCGAUGGCGCUUCGAAUUUCUAUGGAAGAACAACGACGUACGCAAGAAGCUGAAGUAAGUCGCGGUCCGACUAACGAAACAAAUCAAGCAAAUGCGGCAGUUCCAGAAGCAAAUAACAACGAAAUGGACGUUACUCGUCUGACAGAAGACGAGCAGAUCGCAUUGGCUAUCCAAAUGUCAAUGUCUCAAGCAGAAAGUGCUUCAACAGAUGAUGUUGAGAUGAAAGAGGAAGCUUCUGCUCAUUCGAAUACAUCUAAGACGAAUGAAGACAAACAAUCCACAGAUACUUUCGCAGCUUCUCUUAACGAUCCGCAAUUUCUACGUGAUGUUCUUCGAGAUUUGCCAGGUGUUGAUGUCGACAGCGAAGCUGUGCGCGCCGCACUUGAACAAGUUCAACAGCAACAAAAAGAUUCUGAUAAUGACAAAGACAAAUCAAAGCCCAAAGAUGGCAAAUAA